AUGGCUCGCCGGCUCACACAGUAUCUGAUGACCAACAAGUACAUAGAUACGAGUGUUCAGAAGGGUGAUAUUCCAGGCGUUCCUGGGUGCCUUGAACACGCGACCAUGAUCUGGGAGGCUAUCCAGAGAGCCAAGCAUGAGAGAACCGAUUUGCAGGUUAUAUGCGAGGAGUCUGCCCGCACGAUCCUGAAAAGAUUGGACGCGGUGGUCCAAUGGAGCG
Candidula unifasciata is the source of this 220-nucleotide messenger RNA. NCBI's taxonomy places the organism in Eukaryota, Metazoa, Mollusca, Gastropoda, Stylommatophora, Geomitridae. The record is from the annotation of a GenBank genome assembly.